Messenger RNA from Rhincodon typus (whale shark), 4014 nucleotides. Its product is annotated as bromodomain-containing protein 2. Bases 326 to 2539 code for a protein of 737 amino acids. The transcript has 13 exons. The record is from RefSeq and is a predicted model, not a curated record. NCBI's taxonomy places the organism in Eukaryota, Metazoa, Chordata, Chondrichthyes, Orectolobiformes, Rhincodontidae. Gene Ontology annotation, biological process: regulation of DNA-templated transcription; chromatin remodeling. Gene Ontology annotation, cellular component: nucleus; chromatin.
GGGCAAAACGCGGUUAAAAGCGGGCGGCCGGAGCCGAGCUCGACGCAAGGGACGGAGGAGGACGCGGCCGAGGCCAGGGGAGAUCGGUUACCGGGCGAAAGCAAAAUUUCCCAUGAUGAACUUAGAAUUAUCAGGACUGAACAGUACUGACGGCAGAGAAGACGAUCUACAGCCAGGCCUUUAAUGUAGUUGCCUCUCUAUAGUGAUCCUCAGAAAAUCAAGCAACUGUUAGCCUGAUUCUUAGUGGUUGCAGGGGGACGCUGGUAAUGGGAUAACUGGGCUGCCUGCUGAUCCAGGGUCUGGGAAGCGCAUCCGCAAACCAUCUAUGCUGUAUGAAGAUUUUGAGAGUCCCACAAUGUCUACUUCAAUUCAUUCUCAGAACAACUUUGUAAUUAGUCCUCCUCCACCUGAGGUGUCCAACCCUAAGAAACCUGGCCGAGUGACUAACCAGGUUCAGUACAUGCAGAAAGUGCUGAUGAAAGCUCUUUGGAAGCACCAGUUUGCAUGGCCAUUCUAUCAACCAGUGGAUGCAGUGAAACUCAGUCUCCCGGAUUACCAUAAGAUAAUUAAGCAGCCGAUGGACAUGGGCACUAUUAAGAAGCGUUUAGAAAACAAUUAUUACUGGAGUGCCAGUGAGUGCAUGCAAGACUUCAACACAAUGUUCACUAACUGUUACAUUUAUAACAAGCCUACGGAUGACAUUGUGUUGAUGGCUCAGACUCUGGAAAAGCUCUUCCUGCAGAAGGUGGCGCAGAUGCCCCAGGAGGAAGUGGAGUUAACACCUGCACCAAAAUCCAAGCAGUCAAAGGGUCGUAAAACAGGAGGGGUACCAUCAGUCCCAGGUGGAGUGACUGUGUCUCAGGUCCCAAUGGUGUCAUCUGUGUCUCAACCAACAGCGUACUCUCCUCCGACGCCAGAAGUGCCCACACCCAUUCUUGAUGUGUCUCAGACGUCUGUCAUCUCUGCACCAAUUAUGCAUAAGCCCUCACAUUCUCCCCCUCAAUCUGUACUAGCUGUACCACCCCCUUCGCAGCCUGUCACAAAGAAGAAAGGAGUAAAGAGGAAAGCGGAUACAACAACCCCAACCACUUCUGUUGUUACAACAAGUGGAGAAUCAUCCCCAUCAGUAGCAGAAAGCAAGGCUGCAAAGAUUCCAGUCAGACGGGAAAGUGGCAGACCCAUCAAACCACCAAAAAAAGACUUACCAGACUCCCAGCAACACCAGAGUUCAAAGAAAGGCAAAUUAAGUGAGCAACUGAAGUACUGUAAUGGUAUCUUGAAAGAGCUGCUGUCAAAGAAGCAUGCAGCAUAUGCCUGGCCCUUUUAUAAACCAGUGGAUGCCAAAGCUCUUGGGCUUCAUGACUACCAUGACAUAAUCAAGCAUCCGAUGGACCUGAGCACUAUCAAAAGAAAGAUGGAUGAACGGGAAUAUCAGGAUGCACAAGAAUUUGCAGCUGAUGUAAGGUUAAUGUUCUCGAAUUGUUACAAGUAUAACCCACCAGACCAUGAUGUGGUUGCCAUGGCCAGGAAGCUGCAGGAUGUGUUUGAAUUCCGUUUUGCCAAGAUGCCAGACGAGCCUAUGGAAUUCACACCUCCACCUGCACCAACUCCACUUCCUCCUGUUGUGUCCAAAUCAUCAUCUGAUUCUUCUAGUAACAGCAGCAGUGAAAGCUCGUCAGACACGGAGACGUCCGAUGAUUCAGAAGAAGAGCGAGCUAAUCGGCUGGCUGAACUACAGGAACAGUUAAGGGCUGUCCACGAGCAGCUAGCUGCCCUCUCACAGGCUCCUAUGUCCAAACCAAAGAAAAAGCGGGACAAGAAAGAGAAGAAAGACAAAAAGAGGAGGAAAGAUAAGCACAAGGUGAAAGACGAAGAUGAAAAAAUGUCCAAAUCAUCCAAAUCAAAAGCUGUACCGAAAAAGCAGUCCAAGAAAGCAUCUGGAGGCAGCAGUUCAGGAAGUAACAAUAAGCAGCCCAAGAAGGUGAAACAACCCCCACCCCCACCACCACCGCCACCUCCUGGCUAUGAUUCAGAAGAAGAAGAUAACUGUCGGCCCAUGACAUACGAUGAAAAGCGACAGUUGAGCUUGGACAUUAAUAAACUGCCUGGUGACAAGCUAGGCCGUGUAGUGCAUAUCAUCCAGUCUCGAGAGCCAUCGCUUCGAGACUCCAACCCUGAUGAGAUUGAGAUAGACUUUGAAACUCUAAAGCCAUCCACUCUUCGAGAGCUUGAACGCUAUGUUAUGUCCUGUUUACGGAAGAAACCUCGCAAGCCUUACUCCAAGAAACAAGCAGGGAAGACCAAGGAAGAAUUAGCUCUGGAGAAGAAGAAAGAGUUAGAAAAAAGGCUACAGGAUGUGAGCGGACAACUGAAUCCCACUAAAAAACCUCCCAAAAAAGCAACUGAGAAGCCAGAUCCAGUUCAGCCAGUAGGCCCUUCACGCCUCAGCGCCAGCAGCAGCAGUUCUUCAGGAUCUGACACUAGUAGCACUUCCAGUGGAUCAAGUUCAUCAGACACAAGUGAUUCUGACUCUGGUUAGAAUUGGCAAAUGCAUUGGCUUGUUUCUGGCAGGGGGAAAUUGGUGUAGGAUUGGUUCGAACUAAUCUGCAGGGUCGGACGAAGUAUGAACCAGACUGUUGGGAGAUGGCCUGUCCCCGUUGCCCGCCGUUACUGACUGCAGUGUACAUGGUUUGAUGUGAUUUGGUUUUAUAUUUAAAAACUACACAAGCGAUGCAUCGCAAGGACAGACAUGGUAGAGGAUUGCACCACUCCCUUACAUAUCAGCUAGAUCUCUUAACUCGUCUGUCCCAAAACGCCGUGUGCAAGGCCAGACGGGGGCCAAGGGGUAUUCGAGGCUGAGGAUUGAUUCCUUCUGGUUCUCAGUAGUGGAAGGCAACUCAAAGUCAGUACAGAAGAGAGACUGCAGCCUCUAAACUCAGCACCCUUCUCUUUGCAUAAAAUCAUGUGCAGGAUCCAAUGUGAUAAUUGUAGAGGGAUGAGCAGCUUUGAUCCCAUGUGUAGAGUUGCAGUAAGCAGUCUUAUUUUUGUUUUGGAAGUCUUUUUCCCCAGUUUGAAAGCAUUUUAAGCUGUUGGUCUCUGAACUGUCACUCUGAAACCCAUGUUUAUUAGUAAUGUUCAGUGGAAGUACUGCUUUUCUUUACACGUUUUUGUUCAGUUACAUCUUGAAGAUGGUUCAUAAGGAUUGUGCUCCAUCUCGAGUGUGUUCAGCCACUGUCCAGAGGCCACUGGCUCCUCUUGCUGAGUUUACUGAUCCUGGUUAGCAUGGCAAUUUGAGAAGCAUUUUGAAAAGGCAUUAAUUUGGCUGGACAUGAGCAGAUAUGCUGAGUGCUGCCCGAUGCUUUAUUUUUCCAAUACAUCCGAUACUUGAAUGCAGAGCAGUAAUGCUGUAACCAUGGUAGUGUUGGUCAGUGCACAGUCUGUAAGCAACUGCUUGAUGUGCCUACCUUAUUUCCCCUCUUCCUUUUUUUUUGGUUUGGACUAGGCUGAUUGGAUAGUCUUAGAUUAUCCUUCAAUUGGUGCCCUGUCUUAUUCAGUUGCACGACUUGGCUUGGAGCGACGGAUUGUUUUUAAUGUGUACAGUUUAGUUGUAGUCUUCAUUUCUGCAGAGGUUACAGGAAAAGCUGACAGCCGAAUUUAAUCUUUUUUUCAUCCAGUUAUCUGGUGUUUUAUUUAUUUUGUUACAAAAUAAUUAUGUUUUAUAUUGUAAAGACUGAACCAAUGUGCCUGUUGAUGCAGGUCACAAGAGAGUGUAGAGUGAGAUUUUAACAAGUAUUGUAUAUACGAAGAUGCACAAUUGAGACGCAUGUUUCUUAAUGUAAAGGUGAUUUUAUUUUUAUCUUAAUCUGUAAAGUUUUUUUCUACAGUCCGUUCCUCCGUUUUUUGUUAUUUGUAGAUUUGACCUCAUGUAGCAGUUAACAACUUGUAUGUGACAAUGUGUAUUUGUUAAACCUUUAGUUCUCAAACCUGUACAGUAAAAGUGUUCUUUAAAACUAA